AAACAAAAUCAUCAUCUAGCCGUUCAAUUGUAGCAAAUGAUGUUAUACAAAUUAGAUCACCAGGAGCUUUAGCUUUGAAAACCUCGCAAGAGUUAACAGACAAUAAAUAUGCAGAAUCUGCACGACUGUUAAAAAACAAUGGCAUUCAGCUUCCAUCUCUUAAUGCACUAAGAAAUGAACGCAAAGAAUUCAUCAAUGAAGAUUUUACAACAACAUCUGUAUCAGCUUUGGAAAAAAGCGAUUCCUCAAAAGCUGUUAAGGGAUAUAUACAAAAAAAAGUUCCCAUUGUACAUGUGCAUGAUUUACACUCAUUUACAAUGGAAUUAUUGCAAGAAUACAAUGACAAUGAUAUGUUUUCAAAGGCUUUGAAUGGGAACAUUCAAAUAGUAUGCAUGGCAGUCUGUAAUCUAGACAAACCAAAUGCUAAGGACAAUACUAUUGUCAUUGCUGUUACACCUGCCAAGGAUUAUUAUCAAAAUACGAAAUCUGUUAUCGACAUCCAUGCUAAAAGCAUCUGA
Molecule: messenger RNA, 518 nt
Organism: Owenia fusiformis
Lineage: Eukaryota; Metazoa; Annelida; Polychaeta; Sabellida; Oweniidae
Source: the annotation of a GenBank genome assembly